AUGAAAGCGCUCAUCUACAAUGGAGUCGGAAAGUGCGAGCUCGUAGACAAGGAGAUUCCCCGGCUGAGCGGUGGCCUUGAUGCCCUGGUGAAGGUGCAGCGAACUACCAUCUGCGGCUCCGACCUUCACAUCCUGAAAGGCGACGUCCCGACAUGCACACCAGGAAGAACUUUAGGCCACGAAGGUAUCGGCGUAAUCGAGGAGAUCGGGCAAGAAGUUAAGAAUUUCAAAAAGGGCGACCGGGUGCUGAUUCGAUGUAUCACGUGUUGUGGUACCUGUCAGUUCUGCAAGAAAAGCAUGGCCGACUGCUGCGUGAAAGCGGGUUGGAUUCUCGGUCACACGGUUGAUGGCAGUCAAGCUGAAUAUGUUCGCAUAAAGUAUGCUGAUACCUCGCUAUACCAUGUGCCCAACAACGUAGAUGAGCGCACAUUACUCCUAUUCAGCGACAUCCUACCCACAGGCCUAGAAGUCGGCGUCUUGCGCGGAAAAGUACAGCCGGGCUGUACCGUCGCAAUAGUAGGAGCCGGACCCGUCGGUCUCGCAGCUGGCCUGACUGCGCAACUGUACACACCCCGCAAGCUAGUCUUCUUCGACAUGGACGACUACCGUCUCUCCGUCGCCAAGAAAAUGGGCGCCACGCAUGUCUACAAUGUCAAGGAUAUAAAAGGCACAGUCCGCGACCUUGCAGCAGAGCACAUCGACGAGGCCGAUGGUUUUGAUGUCGUCAUGGAGGCUGUUGGCAUUCCCGCGACGUUCAACAUGUGCGAAGAUCUUGUUGCAAAGGGUGGGCAUAUUGCGAAUAUGGGCGUGCAUGGGAAGAGUGUGGACUUGCACAUUGAGCGACUGUGGGCGAGGAGCACGACAAUCAGUAUGGCGCUGGUGUCAGCACACACAAUUCCAACAUUGCUGAACUUGUUUGCUGCCGGUAAGAUUGAUGCGAGCGCCAUGGUCACACACGACUUCAAGUUCAGUGACAUUGAGAAAGCCUACGACCAUUUUGGACGGGCGGCUGAGACUAAGUCUUUGAAAGUGAGCAUCGAGUUCGACCCUCCUGGUGCGAAAGCGGGAGCCGAGAGGCGCGGGCAAAGAUUGUAA
Alternaria arborescens is the source of this 1095-nucleotide messenger RNA. RefSeq lists its product as hypothetical. The record is from RefSeq and is a predicted model, not a curated record. The transcript has 3 exons. NCBI's taxonomy places the organism in Eukaryota, Fungi, Ascomycota, Dothideomycetes, Pleosporales, Pleosporaceae. The coding region runs from base 1 to 1095 and encodes 364 amino acids. Gene Ontology annotation, molecular function: oxidoreductase activity; zinc ion binding.